Messenger RNA from Lottia gigantea (owl limpet), 1440 nucleotides. RefSeq lists its product as hypothetical. The transcript is spliced from 13 exons. The annotation marks the transcript as partial. The record is from RefSeq and is a predicted model, not a curated record. Gene Ontology annotation, biological process: protein dephosphorylation. Lineage: Eukaryota; Metazoa; Mollusca; Gastropoda; Lottiidae. Gene Ontology annotation, molecular function: protein tyrosine phosphatase activity.
AUGUGGAAGUGGAUAUCUGUAAUAUUUUGUAUUAUUAUCUACAUCCAAUGUGUUAAAUUUGGAGUUGAUAAUAGUUAUACCUGUCACUGUAUUAAUGAUGAACAAUGUGAUAAAGAAACUGGUGAGUGUGGUGGAGGUUGUGCUGCAGGGUGGUCAGGACCUACUUGUCAAAAACCUAGCUGGUCCUUAUCAUCAUUGAAUGGAUUUUCGAUACAUGUAAACAGAGAGAAUGAAGAACCAGAACUAUGUUAUAAAGAUGAUAUUAUACGUUACACUACACCAGCAGUAAAUAAUAUAGAGUGUAGUCAGGUUAUAACUGGUCGUUAUGUAAAUAUCAGUAAUUUUCAUACAAGUAGAAAUGCCAGAUUUUUAGACUUAUGUGAAGUUGAGAUUUAUGAAUGCGAUAAUGGAACAUAUGGCCAGGACUGUCAGUACAACUGUUCAGCGAGAUUCUGUCAAUCAAGCGAUUUGUGUAGUAAUUUGGAUGGAGCUUGUGUCUGUUUAGAUACAUAUCAGGGAAUAGAUUGUACUGUUGAAAAAGGGGCUGUAAGUUCGGGAAAAGGUGUUCCAGAAAAUCCUGAAGAUUCAGUCACAAUCAUAAUAGCAGCCGUUGUUUCUGUUUGUGUUCUACUCAUCAUUAUUGUUGUUUGUGUUGUACUGAUUAUCCGGAGAAGACGUGCACCACCUCCUGUUGACGACGAAACAUCUGACAAGUCUGUUACAAGAAACAUGGCUGUUGUAAAACAACAAGCACAAGGUCCAAUAUAUGAAAACUCCGAUGUAAUAAGAGAAGGUUCUGUAGCACGAGUAACAGUCGAACCAGAGCGGAAUGUUUACCAGAAUGAACAACCUGAAGCUGAAGCCGAACUGGAGAAUGAAGCUGAGCCUUCAACCGAGACGGAAGAAGAUGAUAUCAGUCCCUACAUUUUGCCUGAUAAAUCCGAUUAUAAUCUGGCAGAAUUGGAAGAGUUUGUGAAAAAGACUAAGCCGAACGAUGGAUUUGAUCCGUUUUAUAAGGGAUUGCCAAAUACCUUCACUUCUAGUUAUGAUAUCUCACAAUUACCAGAAAACCGCAAAAAGAACAGAUUCAAAGGGUAUUAUCCAUAUGAUGCUACAAGGGUAGUACUGAAUAAAGUAGACGAUGAUCCACGUUCAGAUUAUAUAAACGCCAACUUUUUAAACGGUUAUGAUGGAAAAACAUUUAUUGCUGCUCAAGGCGCAACACGAGUAAAUCUGAAUGAUUUCGUAAGAAUGAUCUGGGAUAUGAAAUGUGAUAAGGUUGUCAUGGUUACCAGAGAAUUUGAAGAUCGAAAGAGAAAAUGUGAACGGUACUGGCCAUCGCAAGUAGGAUCCUCGGAGACGUUUGGUGUAAUCAAGCUUACAUUAAUAGAGGAGAUUUACAGAGAGAAUUAUACUAAACGAGAUAUUAUAAUGGAAAGG